CUCUCAGACACUGAAAUCGUGAAGCCCCAAUAACCCAAACAUUUUCCUUUUCCAUGAACGACCUGGCACGAAACACUGUAUUAAUGGCUUCUCCCGGCUCAGCAUGCAUUGCAGACUUCGAAAACAUAGCACUGGAUGAUGGUAACAGUCACCUGCUAACAAAACGAAAUCGUCAGCGGGAGAUGAAUAAGUGUCUAGGUGCAUCGACGAGAUACGCGGAUCCAUCCCCGAAGACAUCGAAACCUCAUCCAACCCAGCGUAACCAAUCGGAAGUAAUACGAUUCGACUGGGAGUUUUCAACCGCCCUACGACUCGGUUUUCGGUACGAACCAAUUCACUGUACUUACAAUACGAUUGCCAAGAAUCAGUUCGUAGUACGAUUAGAUGGGGCGGAUUUUAUGAGAUUCCUCUUAGCUGGUAUGGAGAGGAAAUCAAGGGCUAUCUUGAAAACAGUAGGGUACUGUGAACAACCAAUCUGGAGCCACCAACCAAGUGGGUCUGCCUCACCUCAAACCUCACCACCAAAAAAAGCCUAUACAAGUCGUAAUACGAUAUACUUUUCAGGCUUAAGUACGAUUCGAUACGACUCAGAGACUCACUACGACUCUACGAUGCACGUGAUCGUAACGUAUCGUAUUCUACGAAUCGUAGUCCUUCCUGUUGGUCACGCUGAUCCAACCCUCCCAAACCAAACCAUCCCUUGCCCCCUGACUUUCGCUUGCGCGACUUUUCCAGCCCUCUUAUCUCCAGCCUAUUCUAAGAGAGCAUUAGAUGCGAAUGCCUCUACGAUCCUUCUACUGUCAUCUGUGGGUAGGGUCUCCGUCAAGCAUGGACUUUCUGGGUCCACUGGAUACCCAGGUCAGUUCGGCAUUCGUAAAUCCGGCCUUUGUCCCGUCACCGCAAUGGUCGAAGUUGUUGGUCUAAAGCCAUGUUUCUUCAGAAUACCUGCUGGCUGCUGGGCUGCUGGGCCCGCAGUGGGAGCCCUUUCGCAUGCCAAGGUCAAAUAUGUAAUGCUCCUUGUCCAGGACAUAGAAAAUUUCGGCCUUAAUUUUAUCGCGUGGAAGAAGGGAGAGGUAUUUUGGGAUAGUAAGGCCGCCGGCUUGAAUCAGAUAGACUUUGCAUGUCUACUUUUGACGGCGAAGAAGGGGUAUGGUGCCACAGAAAACUUGGGGGCGGUGUUUGAGACAUGUGGAAUUGGGAGCUUGGGAGGCAGGAUAGGAGGAACCUUUGUGACGAUUCUUGAAAUACAAGCGACUAAUACGAUUAUGCUACUUCAAUUCUGGCGUCAGUGGAAGAUGAACAGUGCCAUCAUUAUAGGGUAUGAAGGGGAAAAUAUCCCGCUAAGAGGGGUAGCUGGAUUAGAUUUUAGACACCCCACACUCAACCCUGCAAAACCAAGAUAUUUACCAAGAUCGAGAAGAAGCUUCCUCGAACUAAUCAACGAUUCUCUUCCGGAAAAUAAAAUGGAAGGGCAUGGCUCUAAGAGAGUUCGUAUGAAUAUUUUAGGGAAGAUUGGUGAACACCAAGGAUUCCCAGUAAGCCAGCAGCGUGCGAUGGAGGGUCUGGAGAAUGAAAGGCUUGAAAAUGACUCUCGGCCUCCUCCCUUCCUUCCUCUACUACUAGCUCUGUUUGUUAUGGCCAUGGUACGGAACUCGCGAAGAAUAAACUCUAACUUCAAAACAGAGGAUACAUGCUAUGCUGCCAAGAGGCUGCUCCGCCAACGUAGCUUAAGCUUUGAGACACCCCUGAAGCGAUUGCAAGGCAUAACUAGAGGAACUAGUUGCUACCUCAAGUGUGGUUCCUGCUAUCAUUUCGAUACUAAAGGAUCUACCUAUUUCGAUAACCUGGGCAAUAAUGGCCUACGAAUGAUCAUCAGCAUCCCUACCCAGUCUUUCAGUCAAGAAUACAAAAUGCGUGGAACCUGCUUACUCAUGUUCGUUAAGAACACCGUCGGGUACGGAAAACUAGUUGAUAAACAUUCUUCUGGCCUGAUGGUAAUGGUCAAUAUACUGAUUGGAUAUUGUUUCCUAGUGAGUUUCUCCCUGCAGAUCAAUACUACAAUCUACCGGGCUACGGUUGGACUAGUUUUGUGUGCGGUAUUCGGCAGGAUACGAAUAGGGGCUGAACUAAAAGAGCUGAGCGGGCGGAUAUUACAUUGUUUCAAUGCAGUGAGUUUUCUCUCCAUAACGCUUACAUUUUCCCGCAAAUAUCAGGAAAACAAUGGCUGGUUUGGGAGAUACCAUUUUGGCAACCAAAUGGCCUUCACAGGAACCCUUCAAGGACGUACAGGACUGCAUUUUAUCACCUAUCAUUGA
Lindgomyces ingoldianus is the source of this 2315-nucleotide messenger RNA. RefSeq lists its product as uncharacterized. The transcript has 26 exons. Bases 54 to 2315 code for a protein of 753 amino acids. The record is from RefSeq and is a predicted model, not a curated record. Lineage: Eukaryota; Fungi; Ascomycota; Dothideomycetes; Pleosporales; Lindgomycetaceae.